Messenger RNA from Annulohypoxylon maeteangense, 1509 nucleotides. Its product is annotated as general substrate transporter. Lineage: Eukaryota; Fungi; Ascomycota; Sordariomycetes; Xylariales; Hypoxylaceae. The record is from RefSeq and is a predicted model, not a curated record. The transcript is spliced from 6 exons. Gene Ontology annotation, biological process: carbohydrate transport; transmembrane transport. Gene Ontology annotation, cellular component: membrane. Bases 1 to 1509 code for a protein of 502 amino acids. Gene Ontology annotation, molecular function: carbohydrate:proton symporter activity.
AUGGAGGAAACUCAGCCCUUACUUCAACGAUCCAGUGAAGACGAACAAGCCUUUACACCACCCCAAGAUAUGAAGGGGACAACUUUAGGGAAGAUCCGAGCCUAUUGGCUGGGUUCGGUAUCUGAUUAUCGCUAUGGGGGCGCUGACCAGACACGUACCAAUUCCCUUUCAGUGGGUCUUCAGCAAUUAGGUGGCUUCGUAGCAUGCUUCCUAGCAUGGCCUCUAACUGAAAGGCUAGGGCGCAAGAAAUCACUGAUGAUCUCUUCCUUUAUCUUCUGCAUCGGCGCCAUGAUUCAGACAAUCAACACCCACUCAUUGGCGGCCUUUUAUUUUGCGAGGGUGGUUUCCGGGUUAGGACUUGGUGCAGCGACCGUAAUUGUACCAAUGUUUAACAGUGAGAUGAUGUCAAAAGAGAUGCGAGGCCAAGUUGGAUCAUUUUUUCAGUGGUUUUACACAUUUGGUAUCUUUGCGUCAUAUUGGAUCGACUAUGGCGUAGCAAAAGGCAUCAAGUCCACCAAUUCGUCGCAAUGGCAAAUUCCGAUCGGACUUCAGCUUGUACCCGCCGCCUUACUCGGUCUAGGAAUGUUAACAGUUCCAGAAAGUACACGAUGGCUUACGAAGAAGGGUAGACACGAGGAGGCCUGGAAAAGUCUCCAGUGGAUUCGAGCAGAUGAUUCCCAAAUGACCACUGAUGAGAUGGAAGAGAUCCGGUCAGGGGUCACGGCAGAGUCUCAAGCCACUGAAGGUUUUCAUGUUCGAGAGCUUUUGGAAGGGGACAAUUUCAAACGAAUUUUCGCCGCUUUCGCCAUAUUCACCGCACAACAGGCGACCGGCGCAACAGCUUUUGCUUACUUCGGACCCCAAUACUUCAAUCUCAUUGUUGACAAUUCUGAAGAAAGCCUUUUGUUAACCGCCAUAUUUGGGGCAGUGAAAGUUGCAGCUUGCGGCCUAUUUGUUUUAUUCUUUGCUGAGCGUCUUUCUCGUCGGCAAGUGCUCAUUGGUGGCGCUGCCUUCAUGGCGGCUUGCCAGAUCACUACAGCAGCUGUCGUGAAAUCCUUCCCUGCUAGCGGAGAAAGAAACUCAAUCGCACCCUCCGGAAUUGCUACAGUUGCCCUUAUUUACUUAUUCGUAAUUGCCUAUAACUUCAGCUGGGGGCCAAUGCCUUGGCCAUAUGUUUCGGAGAUUUUCCCGACGAGGAUUCGAGAAGUGGGUGUGGCGGUUGGCGUUGCCUCGCAAUGGCUGUUUAACUUCGUCUUCACAUUGACUACGCCUUAUAUGAUUUCUUCAAUGGGCUGGGGUACCUUCUUAUUGUGGGGUAUUUUUGACGCCGUCAUUGCAGUUCUCGCAUUCAUCUAUCUCCAGGAGACAAGAGGUCUAUCACUUGAGGCUAUCGCGCACCAACACUUCAAUAGUAGCAAUCAACCGGACGUGCCACCAUAUAAGAAUAACGAUGUAUUUUCGGAACAUCACGAGGGCUAUGGAUCGAGAGGAGUUCAUGCCCAAACAUAA